This is a messenger RNA of Caenorhabditis remanei, 1356 nucleotides long. RefSeq lists its product as uncharacterized. Gene Ontology annotation, biological process: G protein-coupled receptor signaling pathway. The transcript is spliced from 6 exons. The record is from RefSeq and is a predicted model, not a curated record. Gene Ontology annotation, molecular function: G protein-coupled receptor activity. Gene Ontology annotation, cellular component: plasma membrane. NCBI's taxonomy places the organism in Eukaryota, Metazoa, Nematoda, Chromadorea, Rhabditida, Rhabditidae. The coding region runs from base 1 to 1356 and encodes 451 amino acids.
AUGUCGGUAAUAUUCCACGAGAACCCGGGAACAAGUCUCGGGUCAGUGGUAACCGACACGAACACAUCCCUGGAUCGGUCGAUUGAGACGAGUCCCGAAUGGAUUGACGAUCUGUUUCCAAAUGUUUCAUUCAUCGACUCUCCGACACAUCAAGUAAUUCGAGGAUUCUGUAGAGAUGUAUUCGUGUAUAGGUUACCCGGCGGAUUUCGAAUUCGAUACUGGGACGCUGCGAUCUUCCUUCCCAACCUGUUAUUCCUUCUAUUUCUAAUUGUAAAAUGUGGCAGUGUCAUCCGAAAACUUCGAACCGGAAACUCGCCAGUCCUACGUGCAUUCACAUUACUCGUCUACGUGUCGACUCUUGUUAACUUGAUUCGAUGUGCCUACAGUAUGACAUUGUCAAUGACAGAUGGACUCGAACAGACUGUAGAUCAAACAUUAUGGACUGUCAUCAAGUUUUUCUAUUUGACUGCAGAGUUCUGUGCAUUGACUUUUGGAUUGUUGUUCGGGCAUCUGGACAAUGGAAAGUCGAUUUUGGUGGCAUUGUUGGGCACGUUGUUGGUGUCGAUUCCUCAUACAGCAGUGCAAGUUAUUGUCGAGAUGAAGAUUAUUGAUAAUUCCUGGCUCCCACUAACCUAUUUCGACGUCCAAUCCGACGGUGGUUUCAUAUUCUGGGUGUUAUCAUCUGCUAUCCUCGCCCUCAUCUACUUUUUCAUAAUGUGUCUUCCGUUGGUUUGCUGUCAAAAGUACACAAAACUGCCGAGCAAAGGAUCAUUCUUCAUUUAUUGCAUGAUGAUGGUGACACUGAAUGUUCUUCAAUCGAUGGGUGCUGCAUUGAUUCUUUUCAAGUCUUCGGAUGGAUUAUGUUUCGUUGGAUUGUCCACCUACGUCUACUUUGUUCUCUACCCACCAAUCAUCUACUUUACAUUCCUCAGGAAAAAGUUGAAAACUCCUCCAAACAACACAUCUGGACUGUUCAUGUAUCGGAAACACAAAGACGAGCAAGGAUCCGGUGACCUUCCAGAUUCUUAUUACCCAAGAUUCUCUGGAUUGACGUCACCGAGUUAUGAUGACCUGUUUGAUUACGAUAGAGAUGCCAGAUUCACACAUUAUGACAUUUCGACGAACGAAUAUGUACAGAACCCCCACUACAAUACCUACUCCACUCCCCUCAUCAUGUCGACUGUUGAGACUGCUGAAUCUACAGUAACCACUCGAACAGGAUCAGAUGAUUAUGCACAUCAUCGAGACUCAAUGCUCUCUGAACCAUCCACUGGAACUACAACUCGACAUUUGAAAGGUCUCGGACCACAAGGAUCUCUUAUUUUCGAAGAAGAUCCAUCAUGUCUUCGAUUGUAG